UCAUCUGUCUUCUCUUUCCAACGAUUCCUUCAUUUCUGUCUGUCUCAAUUUGUCCUUUUAUCGAUUUGGAAUUUGAAAUAAAAUUUAGGCGUUUUUCUAAUAUGAAGUUAUAGUUAAUAAGUGUUGUGUUUAAUGUGAAAAUUAAUAGUAAAAAUGAAUUUUUUGAGUGCACACUGUUUUAUUAUUUUAGCAGUUCUCAGCGCGGUUACAUCGUCCAGAGUGCUAGAACUAAGCGACAAAUUUAUUGAUAUAAGCAAUGAGGGUAUGUGGUUCGUCAAGUUCUACGCGCCAUGGUGCGCUCACUGUCGCAGGAUAGAACCGAUAUGGGCACAUGUCGCCCAGUCGCUCUACAACACUCCAAUUAAAGUAGCAAAAGUUGAUUGUACUAGAUUUAUGGCUGUCGCAACACAGUUCAAAGUCAGGGCAUACCCAACAAUCAUGUUUAUCAAAGGUCCCUAUCGCCAUGAGUAUAUUGGUGAGCGUGUGAAAGAAGAUAUGGUUAAUUAUGCACUACGGAUGUCUCAACCAGCCGUUCAGAGGUUGUCCCAGGCUGAUAGUCUCGGCUAUUUGAAAGAGACUCAUCCAGUUUUCUUUGGAUAUGUAGGAAAACAACAAGGACCGCUUUGGGAAAUAUUCACAAUACAUGCAGAAAAGUAUCAACCACAUACAUGGUUCUAUGCAAUGUCACAUGAACUCUUGAAAAAUGAUGUAAAGAUACCAAAUGAAACGGCUGUGUUUGUUUACAAAGAUGAUGAGGCAUAUUUCUUUGAUGCAAAUCCAUCAUUAAUUGAAGAUAAAGAAGCCUUAAAUGUAACCUUGGAUAAAUGGAUUAACUCUGAGAGGUUUGGCCUCUUCCCAAAGGUCACUAGAUCAAAUAUAAAUGAACUAAUGGAUAUAGAAAAAUAUAUAGUUAUUGCUAUUGUCUCUGAAAAUAAGUUAAAUGAAAUAACACAAACUGAAAGAGACUUUAAAGAUAUGGUAGAAAGCAUUAUCAAGAAGAGGAAACGAGAGCUUCAUCAUAGAUUCCAAUUUGGUUGGAUGGGUAAUCCAGAGUUAGCUAACUCAAUAGCUAUGUCUGAACUGACAAUACCUCACCUGAUAGUACUCAACUCGACCACAGGCCAUCACCAUAUUCCUGAAGAUGAUCCUGUUCUCAUGACACCUGAAGCUGUUUCAAUGUUCCUAGAUCAAAUUCAUAAUCAAGUAGCACCGACAUACGGCGGCAACAGUUGGCUUGUACGUUGCUACAGGGGCUUUUUUGAAGCUAGAACCACAUUAACGAAUAUGUGGCGAGGAAAUCCAGUAUUAACGGCACUCGUGUUUGGGCUACCCUUAGGAUUUUUAUCGCUUAUUUGUUACUCUGUAUGCUGCGCUGAUAUACUUGAUGCAGAAGAAGAAGAUACUCCAGAAACACACGAGAAAAAAGAUUAAUGAAGCAUAAUGAAAAAAAUGGGAAAAGGUUUUAUUACUUUUACAUUAAUUGUGUCAUGAAGAAAUGAAAAUGUUUUUAUUGAUUAGUCAAUUUUACUUUGGUACCAGUGAUUGUCAGUAUGUCGUAGGUUAGGUGAGAGAGGUGUGUUUAUUUUACCAGCUGUUAUAACAACCUGAAAGGGGCACAGAGAUAUAUAUAUUUUUAAAUGUUGCCUCACAUUAAGAUUUUCUCCUGUGUCCUGGGUGCGUUUACAAACAUACAAAUUCAGAUACAGCCAAACCCGAAACUACAAUUUGUGGAUCACACAAAGAACUGCUCCGUGUGGGAAUCGAACCCACUACACGUCGUGCGACAGCCGGUUGCCUGGCCACUGCGUCAACCGUGUAGUAAAUCUAACGUAUAAAAAUGUACUAUAUAUCUCAUCUGAUUAGCUUCAAAACAGCUAAACACAUGAUAAGUUCCUUUACUAUUGAAAAGCUUACUUUUCAAGAAGUAACGUGACUACUUUUUACCUCUAUAUUCCCAUAAGAUCUCUCUUUUGUAAUUUAUUAACAAGAAGCAAUCCAUUAUGUAUACCCCCCUUUUAGAACUAAUGAUACAUAUACGGUCGUGGUGCUACAUCAAUCACAGAUAUGUCUCUCUCAUCCCUUUCUAUCAGCAUAAUACAGAUAGGUAUCUAAGUGUAACGUUAGUCACAAUUUUAACUAGCACCAAGACACGCCUUUUUGCGUGAGUCUGUGACCCAAUGACCCAAAGUAUCUAAUUUAAGUGUCUUGUUACGAAUCUUGUUAAUAAGCGAUUUUUUGUUGAAGUUUAUUUGUAUUAAAAUAAUACUAACUUACUGAAAUUUGUUACCGACAGGUAUGUACCUACCAACUCAAAUACUGUCUGACUGUUAUUGUCAUUUUUUCUGUAAGAUUUAAGUAGUUAGGCAAUUCCUAAAAAUCAUGCUAAUCAUUCUAUCUUUUUAAAAUCAUGUACUUUUUUACUAUGCAUGAUUUUCCUUAAUGCACGCUACUUUUAACUGUACAAAUCAAUUGUUAGGUGUACAGUUAAAACUGCACAGUUAAAUAGUAAGGUGUGUAGCGUGCAUAAAGUUCAAUUACGGAGUUCAAUAUACUGUAGUCAUAACUGAUAGUAUACUUACUGUAAAAUAAAAUAUGAGAUAAACCUGUGUACCAACAAUUUUUAAGUACACCAAACCAAGUCAUGCAGCAAUAAAUUCAUAGAAGAAAUCUAUGAAUGUGCCAGGUGCACACUGAGAGCUUGAAAAGUAUUUCUUAAAUACAAUAUUAUUAUUUAUUAAAUAAAUACCAUACAAUAAAAAGUAUGUAACUAUUGUACUUGUUUAUGUUGUGUGUAUUUACUGUACUUGUUCACAUUGACAAUUGAUACCUCAGUUAAUUAAACGGAAUUUGAAAUAAAAUAAUGGAAAAACUUAAAAA
Molecule: messenger RNA, 2877 nt
Organism: Spodoptera frugiperda (fall armyworm)
Lineage: Eukaryota; Metazoa; Arthropoda; Insecta; Lepidoptera; Noctuidae
Gene: Tmx3
Product: protein disulfide-isomerase TMX3
Exons: 8
Coding region: 154-1431 (425 amino acids)
Biological process (GO): peptidyl-cysteine oxidation
Cellular component (GO): endoplasmic reticulum
Molecular function (GO): protein disulfide isomerase activity
Source: RefSeq, a predicted model, not a curated record